AUGACUGAGGUAGAUGACAUCGAAUUCAAUGAAAUAUCAAAAAAGUCAGAAUCUUGGCAAAGUCGAGUUGAGCAGGUUGGAUUUGGUCAGUCUCAAGGCCAGGGGCCAUUUAAGUUGAGGUCACCACAGCAACAGUCACUUCGAGACAUGUCUGGAAGGCAGUCGAGAGAGGGUGAUUUCUCUCACGGUUACGAUCAUCGAUUUCCUGAUUCGCCUUGCAGGUCUCCAGAUUAUUCCAGUGGUGAUCCUGAUUCGAUGCCCCACUUGCGUUAUGGAAUUCGAUAUUAUAACAAUCCUGAUUCUUCUCCUUCUAAUCCUCCACGUUCCACGUGUUCAACACCCAACUUGUCGGCUCCACCAUCACAAACUCCUCCUCCUUCACAGACCUUGUCUCCCUGGAAUUAUUAUUAA
Messenger RNA from Rodentolepis nana, 411 nucleotides. Lineage: Eukaryota; Metazoa; Platyhelminthes; Cestoda; Cyclophyllidea; Hymenolepididae. The record is from the annotation of a GenBank genome assembly.